Messenger RNA from Cicer arietinum (chickpea), 1254 nucleotides. RefSeq lists its product as uncharacterized. Gene Ontology annotation, molecular function: double-stranded DNA binding. NCBI's taxonomy places the organism in Eukaryota, Viridiplantae, Streptophyta, Magnoliopsida, Fabales, Fabaceae. Gene Ontology annotation, biological process: regulation of DNA-templated transcription. The record is from RefSeq and is a predicted model, not a curated record.
AUGGAAGCUAUCUCCUACAUUCAAUCAUCAUUUUCUGAUUCCAAUCCUCUUCCUUUUCCCACAAAAAACCACUUGGUUACUCUCAACACUACAACACCAUUUACCUUAAUAUCAAGAGCAUCUUUUGUUAGGCUCAAACAUCACACACCAAUUAACAUACAUUACUCUAAAAAUGUAACAACAAAUGUUCCAUCUUCAAAUCCAUGUUCCUUUGCACAAUCCUACCUCAUAAAAAACCUUAACUUCUCAUCCCAUUCCGCUCUAAAAACUUCCAUAGAAGCCCGUUUCAACACCCCCAAUAAGCCCGAUUUAGUCAUCGACUUAUUCAAAAAAUGGGGUUUCUCAAAUACCAACUUACGAAACAUCAUGGCAAAAGAACCAUGGUUACAUUCUUGCAACCCCAACAAAAGAGUUCUCCCAAAGUUUCAAUUUUUACUCUCCAAAGGCGCUUCUAAUACCGAAAUUAUUUACAUAGUGACAAAGACACCAACGUUUCUUCGUCGAAGCCUAGACAAUCACAUAGUUCCAACCUAUGAAUUGUUAAUUGGUUACUUGCAAUCUGAUAAAGAGACAUUGAAUUGCAUAAUUCGUAACCCACUUUCAUUUUGUUGUACUAGGAUGAGAACUAAUGUUAAAUUGUUGGUUGAUUUUGGUGUUUCUGAUUCAACCAUUGUCACAUUGCUUCAUAAAUGGCCUAGUGUAUUUUCAUCAAAUAAUUUGCUAAGGGAAAUUGAAGAAUUAAAGGAAUUGGGUUUCAACCCUUUGAAAUCAGCUUUUAGUAUAGCAUUGCUUGCUAAACUAACUGUGAGAAAAUCACAUUGGGAUGAUAAAGUUAAUGUUUUUAAGAAAUGGGGUUGGUCGGAUGAAAAUGUUGUUGAAGCAUUUAGGAGACAGCCAAAUUGUAUGUUGGCAUCAUGUGAUAAAAUUAAUAAUGUGAUGGAAUUUUGGGUGAAUGAGUUGGGUAUGGAUGCUAUGGAACUUGUUAAAGGGACAAAUAUUUUUGGACUUAGUUUGGAAAAAAGGGUUAUUCCAAGAGGUUUUGUUGUUCAAUAUAUGUUAGCUAAAGGUUUGAUAGACAAGAAUGCUAGUUUGAUUACCCCUUUUUUGAUUACUGAGGAAAUGUUUUUGAAGAAGUUUGUGAUGUGUUUUAAGGAGAAUGAUACAUCUUAUAUGUUAAAGAUAUAUCAGGACAAGAUGAAUGUUCAAGAUUACAAAGAGGGGAGUAGCAUUAAGCCAUCGUUAAAUUGUGACUAA